GCUCCGCUCGGCGCGCGGGCGGGCCAGAGGAUGCUGGCGGGCUUCCCCGGCUUCGGCCCUCGCUCCCGCCGCGGAGGGCCCCGGGUGCGCCCCUUGCCGCGCCGUCGCGACCACUGAGGGGCCAGAGGGAGGGGGCCGGCCGCGCAUGCCGGCCCCGCGAGCCGCAGCCCUAGGGGCGGGCGCCCCCGAAUUUUCCAGCCUCCGUCGCCGCCGCCUCCUCCUCCUUCCUCCUGCGGCCGGGCGCCUGUGGAUGCUGAGGGGCAGUCCUGCGCCUCUCCCGGCCGGGUUCCCGGCCUGACGGCGGGAGAGUCGCGACCCGGCCGGGGACCGUGGCUCUGGCGGGGCAGCGCGGCUCCGUGGGAAGCAGCCCCCGGGCGCGCUGAGCCCUCCUGUCCCCUCCCGCUGCACGCGUGACUCGGCCUCGCAGCCCGCGAGGGGACCAGCCCGGACCACGCGGCUCCCGAGUUUCUGCACAGUUCCAGAUGGUCAGUGCUGCCUGUGCCGGGGAAGCCAGCUCUGUGUUCCUGCCCGAGGGGGCCGGCCGUCAGCCUGCCCCAGGUCCCCAAGAGCCCUGGUAGGUGGCCCAUUCCAGAGUCCCUCCUCUGUUCACCGUCCGCUUCUCCAGAGCCAGUAGAAGCAGACACCAGCCAGGAUGCCGAGGACCCAGGGCUUCUCUGAUCCUGAGUACUCGGCCGAGUACUCAGCCGAGUACUCCGUCAGCCUGCCCUCUGACCCUGACCGCAGGGUGGGCCGGACCCAUGAGAUCUCUGUCCGGAACUCGGGAUCCUGCCUGUGCCUGCCUCGCUUCAUGCGGCUGACCUUCGUGCCGGAGUCCUUGGAGAACCUGUACCAGACCUACUUCAAAAGGCAGCGCCACGAGACGCUGCUGGUGCUGGUGGUGUUCGCGGCCCUCUUCGACUGCUACGUGGUGGUCAUGUGCGCGGUGGUCUUCUCCAGUGACAAGCUGGCUCCCCUGGCUGUGGCCGGGGUGGGGCUGGUGUUGGACAUCAUCCUGUUUGUGCUCUGCAAAAAGGGGCUGCUGCCCAACCGGGUCACCCGGAAAGUGGUGCCCUACCUGCUGUGGCUGCUGAUAACAGCCCAGGUCUUCUCCUACCUGGGCCUGAACUUCUCCCGCGCCCACGCAGCCAGCGACACGGUGGGCUGGCAGGCCUUCUUCGUCUUCUCCUUCUUUAUCACGUUGCCCCUCAGCCUCAGCCCCAUCGUCAUCAUCUCUGUGGUCUCCUGCGUCGUGCACACGCUCGUCUUGGGGGUCACCGUGGCCCAGCAGCAGCGGGACGGGCUGAAGGGGAUGCAGUUGCUGAGGGAGAUUCUGGCCAAUGUCUUCCUCUACCUGUGCGCCAUCGUUGUGGGCAUCAUGUCCUACUACAUGGCGGACCGCAAGCACCGCAAGGCCUUCCUGGAGGCCCGCCAGUCGCUGGAGGUGAAGAUGAACCUGGAGGAGCAGAGCCAGCAGCAGGAGAACCUUAUGCUUUCCAUCCUGCCCAAGCACGUGGCAGACGAGAUGCUGAAGGACAUGAAGAAGGACGAGAGCCAGAAGGACCAGCAGCAGUUCAACACCAUGUACAUGUACCGCCACGAGAAUGUCAGCAUCCUCUUUGCCGACAUCGUGGGCUUCACCCAGCUGUCUUCAGCCUGCAGCGCCCAAGAGCUCGUGAAGCUCCUCAACGAGCUCUUCGCCCGCUUCGACAAGCUGGCGGCCAAAUACCACCAGCUGCGGAUUAAGAUUCUGGGCGACUGUUACUACUGCAUCUGUGGGCUGCCUGACUACCGGGAGGACCACGCCGUCUGCUCCAUCCUCAUGGGGCUCGCCAUGGUGGAGGCCAUCUCGUAUGUACGGGAGAAGACGAAGACUGGGGUGGACAUGCGAGUCGGGGUGCACACAGGCACCGUGCUGGGGGGUGUCCUGGGCCAGAAGCGCUGGCAGUACGACGUGUGGUCCACCGACGUCACCGUGGCCAACAAGAUGGAGGCCGGCGGCAUCCCCGGGCGUGUGCACAUCUCCCAGAGCACCAUGGACUGCCUGAAAGGCGAGUUCGACGUGGAGCCAGGCGAUGGGGGCAGCCGCUGUGAUUACCUGGAUGAGAAGGGCAUCGAAACCUACCUCAUCAUUGCGUCCAAGCCAGAGGUGAAGAGGACAGCUGCCCAAAAUGGCCUCAGCGGCUCGACUCUGCUGAACGGAGCGCCACCUUCCUCAAAGCCCGGCUCCCCUGCCCUCAUUGAGACCAAGGAGCCCAACGGGAGCAUCCACACCAGCGGCUCCACCUCCGAGGAGCCAGAAGCCCAGGCUGACAACCCCUCGUUCCCUAACCCUCGCCGGAGGCUGCGGCUUCAGGACCUGGCCGAUCGCGUGGUGGACGCCUCCGAGGACGAGCACGAGCUCAACCAGCUGCUCAACGAGGCCCUGCUGGAGCGGGAGUCCGCCCAGGUGGCUUGUUUGCACUGCAGAGUGAAGAAGAGAAACACCUUCUUCCUGUCCAUGCGGUUCAUGGACCGCGAGAUGGAAACCCGCUACUCGGUGGAGAAGGAGAAGCAGAGUGGGGCCGCCUUCAGCUGUUCCUGUGUCGUCCUGCUCUGCACCGCCCUGGUUGAGAUUCUCAUCGACCCCUGGCUGAUGACAAACUAUGUGACCUUUGUGGUUGGCGAGGUCCUGCUCCUGACCCUGACCGUCUGCUCGCUGGCUGCCAUCUUUCCUCGGGCCUUUCCUAAGAAGAUCGUGGCCUUCUCGACUUGGAUCGACCGGACGCGCUGGGCCAGGAACACCUGGGCCAUGCUGGCCAUCUUCAUUCUGGUCAUGGCAAACGUUGUGGACAUGCUUAGCUGUCUCCAGUACUACAUGGGACCCACCAACGGCACCUCAAGGGUGCAGAUAGAGGACGGCUGCGUGGAGAACCCCAAGUAUUACAACUACGUCGCUGUGCUGUCCCUGAUCGCCACCAUCAUGCUGGUGCAGGUCAGCCACAUGGUCAAGCUGACGCUCAUGCUGCUCAUCGCAGGGGCUGUGGCCGUCAUCAACAUCUACGCCUGGCGCCCCAUCUUUGAUGAAUACGACCGCAGACGCUUCCAGGAACACGACUUUCCGAUGGUGGCCUUAGAGAAGAUGCAGGUACUUUCCAGCCCUGGGCUCAAUGGCACUGACAGGCUGCCCCUGGUGCCAUCCAAGUGCUCGAUGACGGUGAUGAUCUUCGUCAUGAUGCUCAGCUUCUACUACUUCUCCCGCCACGUGGAGAAGCUGGCACGGACACUGUUCUUAUGGAAGAUUGAGGUCCACGACCAGAAGGAACGUGUCUAUGAAAUGAGACGCUGGAACGAGGCCUUGGUCACUAACAUGUUGCCUGAGCACGUGGCACGCCAUUUCCUGGGGUCCAAGAAGAGAGACGAGGAGCUGUACAGUCAGUCUUAUGAUGAGAUUGGAGUCAUGUUUGCCUCCCUGCCCAACUUUGCUGACUUCUACACAGAGGAGAGCAUCAAUAACGGUGGCAUUGAGUGUCUGCGCUUCCUCAAUGAGAUCAUCUCAGAUUUUGACUCUCUCCUGGACAAUCCCAAGUUUCGGGUCAUCACCAAGAUCAAAACCAUUGGCAGCACCUACAUGGCAGCUUCAGGAGUCACCCCAGAUGUCAACACCAAUGGCUUUACCAGCUCCAACAAGGAGAGGUCAGACAAGGAGCGCUGGCAGCACCUGGCGGAUCUGGCCGACUUCGCGCUCGCCAUGAAAGACACGCUCACCAACAUCAACAACCAGUCCUUCAAUAACUUCAUGUUGCGCAUCGGCAUGAACAAAGGAGGGGUACUGGCUGGCGUCAUCGGAGCCCGGAAACCACACUAUGACAUCUGGGGCAAUACAGUCAACGUAGCCAGCAGGAUGGAGUCCACAGGGGUCAUGGGCAACAUUCAGGUGGUGGAAGAAACUCAAGUCAUCCUUCGAGAGUACGGCUUCCGCUUUGUGAGGAGAGGGCCCAUCUUUGUGAAAGGGAAGGGGGAGCUGCUAACCUUCUUCUUGAAGGGGCGAGAGAAGCCAGCCACGUUCCCUAAUGGCUCCUCGGUUACACUGCCCCACCAGGAAAGCCUGCCAACGUCGAUCACCCUUCUACUCACACUAGCUUGAUGUUGUUUCACUUCAGCCCUCAGCUUAUCUCGCAGACGUCUCAGUUCAUGAAUCCUGGUUCCAAGAGCACUUUCCUCUGCCUGUGCGCUCUGUGGCUCUUCCAUUUUUUUACGGGAUCUGCUCACUUGAGUCUCUAGUCUUUCCAAGUGAGCUAAAACACCUGAGGGAAGUAAAAAGGGAGUUUCACAAGAAGCUAAGGAUUUCUAACCCCAGGAACGGGAAGCACUUCAGGGAAGAACAGAGGGUGACCCUUUUUCCAGAACUCUGUGGUCAGCUAAACUGGAGACGUUGCCAACAAUUUAUAAAACAGGAGGAGCUGACAACAGAAGUCAAUGAUCAGCAACCUCUUAGGCCGAACACUGACCUACAAGCAGUCCCUGACCAAGACACUGUUCAAAAAGGGCAUCAUCUGAAAAUGGCUAAUCUCAGUUAUCUAUGAUAAUAGUGACCCAGAGGAAAACAGGGUCACCAAAUUCAGACUCUCUCAGAAAUUUUUUUUUAAUGCAGAAUUGUUUUUUUUGGUUUUACACAUGUUUUCCCAAAGUGCUAAUGCAUAACUGGAUUUAGACAUCCACAGAGGCUUGAAUAAGUACUCUGAAAAGUAUUAGGAGCAUAGGACUAUAAAGGCACACACUGAAAGGAACCGUCCACCAAUAUUACUGGGUAUCAGACAGGAAAACAAGCUCACCAACAGAUAGAAAUUCAGAGGCAAUCUCAGAUCCUAAGAGACUAACUAAAGACCAAUAUAGUAAAGGUCACAGUUUCAUAAUGCUAAUCAACUCUAGCAGUGAAGCAUCUGUGAACAUUUCCUACAUAUUAAGACACUUGUGGGGCUUCCUUGGUGGCACAGUGGUUAAGAACCCGCCUGCCAAUGCAGGGGACACAGGUUCAAGCCCUGGUCCGGUAAGAUCCCACAUGCCGCGAAGCAACUAAGCCCGUGCACCACAACUACUGAGCCCACGCGCCUAGAGCCCGUGCUCCACAACAAGCCACCGCAAUGAGAAGCCCGCGCACUGUAACUAGAGAAAGCCCGCGUGCAGCAACGAAAAC
This is a messenger RNA of Lagenorhynchus albirostris (white-beaked dolphin), 5173 nucleotides long. RefSeq names its product adenylate cyclase 3 (gene ADCY3). Gene Ontology annotation, cellular component: plasma membrane. Gene Ontology annotation, biological process: intracellular signal transduction; cAMP biosynthetic process; adenylate cyclase-activating G protein-coupled receptor signaling pathway. NCBI's taxonomy places the organism in Eukaryota, Metazoa, Chordata, Mammalia, Artiodactyla, Delphinidae. The record is from RefSeq and is a predicted model, not a curated record. The coding region runs from base 653 to 4123 and encodes 1156 amino acids. Gene Ontology annotation, molecular function: adenylate cyclase activity; peptidyl-tRNA hydrolase activity. The transcript is spliced from 23 exons.